GAAAAGAGCGCGCUAAGUUCGCGGGCAUUUCACUCCAAAUUCAUCUAAGUGUUUUGCCCUAUAUUCAACUCCUCUUCCUCUUGGUCACCACUUUUUCCCUUCAUUCCAAAACCAAAAAUAUCAGAGUCCUUAGGGUUUUCCACUCUUCAUUUCUUAAAUUGGAUACAGAAGUUCGAAGAGAAUGUGAGUAUCAAAUCUUAGUGUGCUCAUGCUCUGCUAGUUGGGGUGGCAACAAUUCAGGUACCUGACAUGAAUCUCACUCAAUCUCAAGAUGCUUCGGGGAGUUGAACCAGGGAGAACGUUGAAAUGGGAGAAAAGUGAAGAUUUUUAACAAACAAUCAAGAAUAUUGAAGAGUUUGCUGCCGACAAAGAACUGGGUUUGUGUUCUUUAUUGGCCAAUAUUCCUAAUUUUUUCAAGCUUUAUAGGUGGGCAUUCAAUAUCUCUACAUAUCUGAACUACAACUAAUCGAAUUCAAAAAAAAUUAGCAUAAUUUUUAAGUAAUAUAAAUUAUCACUCUCCAGUCAAGUUUAGUUGAGUAGUGGAGUUAGAUUCCUUUCUUCUUAUCUUUCCCAUGGAUUUGAAUUGUAUUCUUUGUCUUAUUAGGAAAUUAGGAUAGUUCCUCUUCUUUUUAGUUAGUGGCGGCAAGGAGUGCCCACCACCUACUCGACAUUUUCCCUCACUGAAUUUACUACAUCUCUUUAUAUUUAAUCAACAUAUCAAUAUCAUUUUAUUUAUAAUAAAAAAUUCAAGAUAUCACUAUCUUGUGGCACUGUAAAAAAAAAAAAUAGAACAUGCAAAUUCAUCUUUGUUGGAUGAUAAAAUUGAUUAGGAAAGGUUCUUAUGCUAAUAUAAUAUAGGUUAUAGGUCUUUUCGUGAACUUUUUAAUGCUUUUGUGUUUUAGUUUUUGUUAAUUGGUGAUAUUAUGUCUUCUGGUAAUGUAUGGCUGGUUGUUUUGAUAUAAGUUAUAACUAUAAAUUGAGAUCAGUAGCUUUUUUCUUCUAGAAAGGAAUAUAUAUAUAUGCUUAUUGGCAAUAGUAAUAUACUAUUUUAAUUUAAUUAGGAUGAUUCUAUUAUAAAAAACCUAUAGAUCUAGAAGAAAUUGAUUACCAAUUUUAAUCAUACUUUUCUGGUAUUAGUUCAGUAAUUGCAGCCAAGUAUUAUUAUUAUUAUUUUUUGUAUGAAAAGGAAGUAUGAUUUACAAAUUUCUAUACAUUUCUAUUUAUAUAUUGCAUUGCAAGAUUAAUUCUUAUCUUGGUAAUGUGUGUAACCAUUGGUGAAGAGAAUGAAGUGGCCUAUAUUGCAGGGAAGGUUUUUUUAGUUUGAAAUGGAUAAAACUUGGAUGUCAAAAGAUCGAAUGUCAAAAGAAUAUGAAGAUGGUGUUGAGCAAUUUAUUGUGUUUGCUAUAAGUCAUGCUAGUAACCCCAAACUCAUUAAAUGUCCAUGCCAAGUAUGUGGAAAUUUGAUGUUUGAGACUCCUAAAGGGAUAAGAGAUCAUAUGUUUAUAAGAGGUGUUGAUCAAAGUUAUAAGAUAUGGAGUUGGCAUGGGGAGGUGGCUGAUAUUGGAGGAACAACAAGUAGGGAAGUAAAUUUUGAUCAGUCACCUAAAUACGAGGAGGUCCAAGAAACUUUACAAAUGGUUAAUGCUGCUUAUGAUCCUUGUACUGCCAACCAUGAUUCUUUUACAUGUCUUACUUCAAUGCUUGAACUUACAGUGAGUUGUAUCAUUUUAUACAUGAGACAAUUAUAUGAUCAUAUGAAGGCUGAAGGUCUACUUCAGAUGUUUGGCUUUAUCAAUCCUGCUAUUGUAUCAUUGGCUGGAAAUUUAAAUAAUCAACGAAAACGGGAUGAGAGAUCACGAAAUAUAGCAGAUCGUUUGGUGAAGGCAAAAAAAAAUCAACUCAUAAUCAUGCCUUAUAAUCCUGCGUUCCACUGGAUCUUAAUUGUCAUUGACUUCUCAUCCAUGACUGUUUAUUAUUUGGACCCAUUAAGGAAUGAUAUUUAUGAGGAUGUCAGAGUAGUUGUAGACAAUGGACAGAGUACCAUAUCAUUGGAGUUUCUGGAGCACCAAGUUCCACAGUUAGACACUAUUAUAGUUCCCAUAAGUGGAGGUGGCUUGAUAUCAGGUGUGGCUUUGGCUGCCAAGGCCAUCAACCCUGCAAUUCGAGUUUUAGCUGCUGAGCCUGAGGGAGCCAACGAUGCAGCUCAAUCCAAAGCAGCUGGGAGGAUAAUAACAUUGUCUGAGACCAACACUGUAGCAUGGUGGUGGUGAGUUUCUCAUGAGUUGCUUCAUUGGAGGGUUGAUGACAGAGCUUCACCAGGACUUGUACUUGCUUCGUUUUGUUUCUACUGAAGAAGCCUCUACGCCAACUCUAAAAUUGCUCAAGGCUAUGGUGAUACAGGACUUUAUCAAGAAUUGUUAAGUUGUCAUUUUCCUUGAUUCUGGUAGUUCAUGAAAUUUCAUUGAUUUGGCACUAUUCAAGUGGUUAGGGUCUAGGAUUAUGAUUGUGUCCACACUGUUUUUACUCUUCCGUUGGGGAAUUGCAUUCUUGAUUUUGACCUUGGCUACCUUCUGGGCAUACGUGACCAAAGUGGUGGAUUUGAAGUUGAUAAUGGGCAUACUGGAAAAGAAGAAAAUAUCUGCAAGGUUUAUGGCCAAGAGCUUGAGUCAUUGAGAGCUUUACUUCUUUCUCCCAGUGCUCAUUCCAAAGGACUUGGAGCCAUUGAUGUGUUAGUGGGCUUUCCAAUAAUUGGGGAGUUUUAUGUGGGUGGGCUACCAAUCCAGCAGCAGUGAGACCAUGAGUAUUGUUUGGUUCAGCAUCUCUGUAAUUGCAUGCUUUGAUGGUGGCCUUGUUCAAGCCAACUAGUUGAUAUAUUGUUACAACAAUAUGAGUUCAAUGGCACACAUCCAUCACUGAAAUGGAGUUCAAUAGACCCCAAUUUUAGAGUUUUCACAUGUCUAAAUUGAAGUGUUUUUGUAAGUGAAAGCUCAUCAUGAAAAAGGUAUAGAGUUAUGUAAGUUAUUGUAUACUCAUGUUUUCAUACUCUCUCUCUCUCCCUAAACCCAGCUUUUGGAUGCACAAUUCUGUUUCUAAUUGAAGCUUAAUAUGCUUGGGUUGCCAUUACCAUUUCAAA
Prunus avium (sweet cherry) is the source of this 3133-nucleotide messenger RNA. RefSeq lists its product as uncharacterized. Gene Ontology annotation, biological process: D-serine biosynthetic process; proteolysis. Gene Ontology annotation, molecular function: magnesium ion binding; D-serine ammonia-lyase activity; pyridoxal phosphate binding. The record is from RefSeq and is a predicted model, not a curated record. NCBI's taxonomy places the organism in Eukaryota, Viridiplantae, Streptophyta, Magnoliopsida, Rosales, Rosaceae.